This is a messenger RNA of Drosophila novamexicana, 1530 nucleotides long. It is a transcript of the gene TSG101, whose product is annotated as tumor susceptibility gene 101 protein. Gene Ontology annotation, biological process: protein modification process; protein transport; endosome to lysosome transport. Bases 111 to 1340 code for a protein of 409 amino acids. NCBI's taxonomy places the organism in Eukaryota, Metazoa, Arthropoda, Insecta, Diptera, Drosophilidae. The record is from RefSeq and is a predicted model, not a curated record. Gene Ontology annotation, cellular component: ESCRT I complex. The transcript is spliced from 7 exons. Gene Ontology annotation, molecular function: ubiquitin binding.
UCAAUCGACGACUUUGUUUUCGUUCUGCGACUAUAAAGAAAUUUGUUUUAAAAUCAUUGUUAUAGCAGCAGGUGCUAACUCUAAAUUCGACUUAUUAUUAACGAACUAUAAUGCCUGCCAUAGAAGAGGCACAAAUCACCAAAUAUCUAUCAAAGUAUAAAAAUGUUGCGGCCACCAGGAAAGAUGUUGUCGAUGUCGUUACCACGUAUCGCAGUCUGACAUAUGACCUGCAAAAAUUUGUUUUCAACGAUGGAAGCUCAAAAGAUUUGUUCGCGCUGCAGGGCACCAUUCCGGUGGUCUACAAAAACAACACCUACUACAUUCCCAUAUGCAUAUGGCUGAUGGAUACCCAUCCACAAAAUGCGCCCAUGUGCUUUGUGAAACCAACGCCAACCAUGCAGAUCAAGGUGUCCAUGUAUGUGGAUCACAAUGGUAAGGUGUACUUGCCCUACUUGCACGACUGGCAGCCGCAUAGCUCGGAUCUGCUAUCGCUUAUACAGGUUAUGAUUGUGACAUUCGGUGAUCAUCCGCCCGUUUACUCCAAGCCGAAGGAGCAGGUUGCCGCGCCAUAUCCAUCAAAUUCUUUCAUGCCUCAGCCAGGCGGUCCAGGUGCCUCAAAUCAGUUUCUGCCUUAUCCAAGCGCGACUGGCGCUAGCGGUGGUAACUUUCCGCCAUAUCCCACUGGUGGCAGCUAUAUGUCCUACCCAGCGACUGGUGGACCGGCAGGUAACUCCGCCGGCUAUCAGCCCUACAUGAAUUACCCACAGCCAGGAGUCUAUCCGGGUGCCGCUGGAUAUAAUCCCGCGGGUAAUGCCAAUCCCAGCUCAACGGGCACGAUUACAGAGGAGCACAUUAAGGCAUCACUUAUUAGCGCCGUCGAGGACAAGUUGAGGCGUCGCAUACAGGAGAAGGUAAAUCAGUAUCAAGCUGAAAUCGAAACAUUGAAUCGCACCAAGCAAGAAUUGGUGGAGGGUAGUGCCAAGAUUGAUGCCAUCGUAACUCGCUUGGAGCGGGAGGAAGUUGAUUUGCAGAAGAACAUUAGCAUAUUGAGGGAUAAGGAGGAGGAAUUGAAGAAAAGUCUGGAGACCCUCGAGAGUGCAGAAGCCAUUGAUCCUGACGAGGCAGUUACCACAACUGCACCAUUAUAUAGACAAUUACUCAAUGCCUACGCUGAUGAAGCUGCCACAGAGGAUGCCAUCUACUAUUUAGGCGAGGGGCUGCGCGGCGGAGUUAUUGAUCUUGAGACGUUCUUGAAGCAUGUGCGCACACUAUCUCGCAAGCAAUUCAUUUUGCGUGCUACAAUGCAAAAAUGUAGACAAAAGGCGGGAUUGGCUGGCUAGUAGGAUGUGAAGGAUGUGUCCAGUAUAUUGCAGUAAUAAUUUCAUUUGCAGUUUUCAAGUGCAACUAAUAUUCAAUCCGCACACAAUUGAUAUGUUAUUAUAAUAUAUUCGGUAUUGCUUUAAGUUUAAAUUGAAUCUUUGAAAUUACAUACAUGUAUAUGAAUAAACCCAACGUACGUUCGCUCGCGCA